AUGGAACCUUAUGAGGAAGACCCUGCGGCGGAUGAGCAAGAGAGGGAGCAGGAACACAACAGCGAGAAGGUCAUCAAUGAAGAGUACAAGACAUGGAAGAAGAACGCACCAUUUCUCUAUGAUAUGAUCCUCAGCACGGCUUUAGAAUGGCCAACCCUCACCACCCAAUGGCUUCCGGAUAAGCAAGAAGUCCCCGACAAGCCCUACUCAACUCAUCGCCUCUUGAUCGGCACACAUACCACCAAUGAUGCGCCAAAUUACCUCCAAAUUGCCCAUGUGCAGCUUCCCAACUCUAAUGCCCCUAAUCCCGAUGAUUACGACGAGGAGAAAGGUGAAAUUGGAGGCUAUGGUGGGGGUCCCAAGAAGCCUCAGAUGGAGAUCAAAUUCAACAUUGUCCAGAAAAUUGACCACAAGGGCGAGGUCAACAAGGCGCGUUACCAGCCACAAAACCCUAACAUUAUCGCGACAAUGUGCACAGAUGGGCGGGUCAUGAUCUGGGAUCGCUCGAAGCACCCGAGCUUGCCCACGGGCAACGUCAACCCCCAGAUGGAGCUCCUGGGACAUGAUGCUGAAGGGUUUGGGCUCAGCUGGAACCCGCACGAGGCCGGUCAUCUUGCAACGGGUAGUGAGGAUAAGACAGUGCGACUCUGGGACCUCACCACAUACACCAAGGGCAACAAGGCAGUCCGACCGACCCGCACUUACACCCACCAUUCGUCUAUCGUCAAUGAUGUCCAGCACCACCCCCUCCACUCCUCUCUAAUCGGAACCGUCUCCGACGACAUCACGCUCCAGAUUCUGGACACCCGUGCCGCCGAGACAAAUCGCGCAGCUGCCUCGGCCGAGGGCCAGCACCGCGACGCUAUCAACUCGAUCGCCUUCAACCCCGCCUCCGAGACGAUUCUGGCGACAGGGUCGGCAGACAAGACAAUUGGGUUGUGGGAUCUGCGUAACCUCAAGACAAAACUCCAUUCUCUGGAAGGCCACACCGAUUCCGUGCAGUCGAUCUCGUGGCAUCCGUUUGAGGAGUCGGUACUGGCGAGCUCCAGCUACGACCGGAAGAUCAUGUUCUGGGACCUCAGCCGAGCGGGCGAGGAACAGACCCCGGAGGAUGCUCAAGACGGGCCUCCCGAGCUUCUGUUUAUGCACGGUGGACACACCAACCGCAUCUCCGAUUUCAGCUGGAACCUCAGCGACCCCUGGGUUCUGUGCUCGGCUGCGGAGGACAACCUGAUGCAGGUAUGGAAAGUGGCGGACGCCAUCGUGGGCAAGGAUCUAGAGGAUGUGCCGACGGAGGAGCUGGAGUCGUGA
This is a messenger RNA of Penicillium alfredii, 1311 nucleotides long. Its product is annotated as WD repeat RBAP46/RBAP48/MSI1 family protein. Gene Ontology annotation, molecular function: histone binding. The record is from RefSeq and is a predicted model, not a curated record. Lineage: Eukaryota; Fungi; Ascomycota; Eurotiomycetes; Eurotiales; Aspergillaceae. The coding region runs from base 1 to 1311 and encodes 436 amino acids. The transcript is spliced from 6 exons. Gene Ontology annotation, cellular component: nucleus; Rpd3L-Expanded complex; cytoplasm. Gene Ontology annotation, biological process: regulation of gene expression.